Messenger RNA from Cyphomyrmex costatus, 656 nucleotides. RefSeq lists its product as uncharacterized. The transcript is spliced from 5 exons. NCBI's taxonomy places the organism in Eukaryota, Metazoa, Arthropoda, Insecta, Hymenoptera, Formicidae. The record is from RefSeq and is a predicted model, not a curated record. Gene Ontology annotation, molecular function: odorant binding. Bases 32 to 547 code for a protein of 171 amino acids.
CUUAUUGCAGUAAAUAUAUCAUUUACACAGAAUGAAAAGUUUUCUGCUUUACGCCUGUUUUCUAAUAAUCGCUUUUCAGCCGUCUAACUUAAUAGAAGUAAAAAAAUUCAAACAUGUAAUAGAAACUUUGCAUGAUGACAUUGAAGCUUGCAUGAUUGAAAAUAAUGUGACUGAGACUGAUAACUACAAUCUGGAAGACUUUGCCAAUGAUGUACACACCCAACCAGAAAAUGAAGAAAGAACAAGAAGACUUGGAUGCUGGGUUGCGUGUGUCUUAAAAAGACAGAAUUUAAUGGAAGAUUCAAACAUUAAGGAACCACAAAUUCAUGUAAGAAUAAAUUUAGAGUAUGGUGAUAUUCCUGAUGAAGCCAUUAUUCACGAAAUUGCGCGUAAAUGCAUGAAACAAGUGAGAAAUGUUACGCAAGAAUGUAAGAAAAGCAUAUCCCUAAUUGCAUGUGGUGCAAAAGCUGUAUAUGAGGAACAAAGACAUAGACAACUUGAAAUAGAAGAAGCAGAAGGAAAAGCAGAAGUAGAACAAACCGUAUAAAUACAAUCAAAUGCAAAAAUUAUCCGUAUAAUUACUAAUAUAUACAAAACUAUAAUUUAUAAUCAGUAAUAAGAUAUGUACGAGUAGUAAGAUAGAUUUGUAUUAAUUU